AUGUUUAGAGGCUCUUCAACUGGCUCUCCUCGACCGGUUUCCAUUCGCCACCGAAAUCUCGACAUCACGUGCGCCUCAUCAACGGCCGGUAUCAAUAUGUGGGUCUUAUCCUCUGGGGGACUAGAAGUUUCUGUUUAUUCCCAUCCAGGGAACGAGCACAUGUCUGUACUUGGCAGCCGUUUGUCUCAAAGUCAACUCAAUUUGUACCUCCACGGUUCGUAUCCCACUGGGUGA
Molecule: messenger RNA, 234 nt
Organism: Protopolystoma xenopodis
Lineage: Eukaryota; Metazoa; Platyhelminthes; Monogenea; Polystomatidea; Polystomatidae
Source: the annotation of a GenBank genome assembly